Cladocopium goreaui is the source of this 2549-nucleotide messenger RNA. Lineage: Eukaryota; Dinophyceae; Suessiales; Symbiodiniaceae. The record is from the annotation of a GenBank genome assembly.
AUGUUGAUACCAUGCCCCAGGCAUCCGCUUAAGAACAUGGAACGUGCUUCUGAACAUAGUGCACCCGGCCAGGAUGGCUUUGACAUUUGUGGCACCAGCCAACGGGGUGGCAACAGGCCACCUCCGAAGCACUGCGGGAGCACCUAUUGGCCAGCGCAGUGGGCCCACGGCGCUCCAGAAGGCAUUUCUCCUCCUGCCCUGGCGCUGUGUCGCUGUGUGGCUGCCAUGGGCGGCUUGUUGGAUAAACCUCUGAAGGAGAAGUGCAUCGAGACGGGAGGCGAUGACCGCAUGCAGUGGGUGGCUGCUGAUAUGCAGGGCUGGCGCCAGGACAUGGAGGAUGAGCACAUCGCAAGCACCAAUGCGGGGGAGGAGUUCGCUGGCUGCGGCGUCUACUGCGUCUUCGAUGGUCACGGUGGCAAAGCGGUCUCGAAAUUUUGCAAGCAACACUUUCUCCAGGAGUUUGUGCAGAUGACUAGCACCAUGGGAAAGCCCAAGUUUGGCAAGAACAAGAAUAAGAAAAGACAUUGUGGUGCCCAUCUGGAACCCGUAGAUAUGGAGGAGAUUCUGAAGGAAUCCUUCCACAAGAUGGAUGACAUGUUGCGAGACCCUGCCUUCGCCAAGGAACUCGCGCGCAACGUGGGGAAGGUCCCGGCCGGCGCGGUUGAGGACCUUCAAAAGCAGCUCUCCGAGUUGUCGCAGAAACAACAGAAAGGUCAAGCCACUGUCGCGGAUCAAAGCGAGAUGAAGGACAUGUGCGUGAAGCUUCAGAAGCUCAAGGAAGCGCAGAAAGGGGAUGACUUUGUCCCCGACACCGUGGGCUGCACUGCUGUUUGUGUGCUGCUUCGGAAGCAGGAGAUCACCGCGCUACUCGUUCGGCUCCGCGUUUCGGCAGCGGGGGCGCCUUCGGAGUCGCCGUGGCGUGUUGCCAUGGCGCUGCUGUGGCGCUUGGGCGGAGUGAAGCUCCACCGCAUCACGCUGAACGCCGCUCUGCGCGUCUGUGGCGAAUCACGCGGCGAUGCGUGGAGAACGUGCCUGGCGUUGCUGGGGAUGUCCAGGGCCGAUGUGGUCACCUUCAGCAGCUGUGCGAUGGCCCUGGAGCGGCGCUCCAAGUGGAUGGGAUCUUGCAGCCUUUUGCACCUCCUGCAACGCACGGGAGUGCAAGGAGACAUCGUGGCUUAUGGCACCGGCAUUUCAGCAUGCGCUGUGGGCAAAGCGUGGAAAUUGGCCCUGCGUUUGUUUGAUGACCUGCAUCUUCAACUUCUUCAGGCAAAUGUAGUGGUGGCCACCAGUAUCCUGACCUCCGGCUGCAGCUGGUCCUCCUCCCUGCAGCGUGCCUUGCGGCUGGCGAUCCCCGGCGACGCGCUGCGGGUGGCUGUGGCGGCCAACGUGGGGGCCUGGCGUUUGGCUGCACAGAUGGCGUCCUUUCAGCCGCUGUCUCCUGUGGCGGUGAAUGUGGUUAUCCGUUGCUUCUCUCGGAUGGGGCUGUGGGAGUCGGCGGAGCAUAUCCUGCGCAGCCUCCCCCAGCAGCGGCUCCGCGCCUCCGUCGUCUCCACCUCCGUGGCCCCGGCGCCACGUGCCACGUGGCGCCGAUCGCUGCGAUGGCUGGGCAACGCCCAGCUCCAGAGCUACGUGGCCGUGCUGAAUUGCUGCAGUUGGCAGAACGCUCUUGGGUUGAUGCACCGCAUGCCCGAGAAAGCUUUACAACUGGAUCUGCAGACCCUGAACAGCGUCCUGGUUCUGCUCAGCACCAGCCGCGGGAAGGGCACAGACUUGUGGCGUUUUGGCGCCGUCUUACUUGAGCAGCAAAGCUUGCAGCCAGAUGUGCUGAGUCACCACAGCUUGGCCGUUGCCAUGGAGGUCGACGAAGGCACAGCGCUGAUGCUAAGUCGAGUGCUACUAGACAUGGAAGUCUCGUGUUUGGAGGCCCUCAGGGCAGUUGAGCUUGGCCUGGCAGGCGGUUUCUCGGACGAGUUGGGAAUGGCUGGCGACGUGAUCACGGCCAACGCCGGCGACAGCCGCGCGGUGAUGUGUCGCAAGGGGCAGGCGGUGGAGCUGUCGUAUGACCACAAGCCAGCUUCUGAGACUGAAAAGAAGCGGAUUGAAGCAUCUGGUGGAUGGCUGGAGGACACGGCGGGCGGCGCACGCGUCAAUGGGAACUUGAACCUGAGCCGGGCCAUUGGAGAUUUGGAGUACAAGAAGCGCAGCGAUUUGAAGCCUGAGGAGCAAACCAUUUGCUCCACACCUGACAUUGUCGUGCGAGAGCUCACACCAGAAGACGAGUUUAUCGUCUUAGCUUGUGAUGGCGUUUGGGAUGUCAUGUCCAAUCAGGACAUUUGCGACUUCAUCCGGCCUCGCCUUGAAAAGAGGAUGGAGCUCAAGGACAUCGCCGAGGAGGUCCUCGAACGCUGCUGCUCUGAGGACCCAGCCAAAACAAAUGGCCUGGGCACUGACAAUAUGACCGUGAUCAUCGUAAAGCUCAACGAGUCCUCAACAUGGGCCGUGGGCGCUGAGUCGUAGGCGGUUCAAUCAGGCUACUUCGCAAAAACAGA